Messenger RNA from Beta vulgaris subsp. vulgaris (sugar beet), 2383 nucleotides. RefSeq lists its product as uncharacterized. Lineage: Eukaryota; Viridiplantae; Streptophyta; Magnoliopsida; Caryophyllales; Amaranthaceae. The coding region runs from base 763 to 2238 and encodes 491 amino acids. The transcript has a single exon. The record is from RefSeq and is a predicted model, not a curated record.
UAGAAAGGGAAAAGAAAUAUUAAGCUCCAAAAACGCAGCUGUUGCCGUCACCAAUGUCCCUUCCGCAUUUCCCAGGCUCAACUGGUGCAGGCUUUUUUUUCAAGUCAUCCCCAACAAAUUAUUUUACUUAUAACCCAUCAUUCAUCCUUCAUUUCACUCCUCCUUCCUCACUUUAAUUUCCCAAAACAAAAAAAAAAAAACAGAAAUUCAUCCCAAAUUCGUCUUCAUUGACUUCCACCAUUUUUUCAUCUUUUUUUCUCUCUCCUAUGAAGAUUGUUCUUCAAUGUAUUUGAUGUUUCUGGGUUCAAGGAAUCUCUCAUCUUCAUUGGGUAAAUCUUUGAAUCUCUGAUUUUUUUUGUGUGUUUUUUGCACCUUUUUUAACCCCUUUUUUUCCGGGGUUUUAUGGAUGUGAUCAGUUUGAUUCGAUAUUCGUCCUCACCGAAUCUUCAUGAGAUCCUGUGGUUUGUUCAUGUCUUCAUUUGAUCCUUCACUUAAUUAUACCUCAACUUUUAUCUGUCAAAUAGAUCAAUUUUUGUUCCUUUUUUCAAAUUACAAACGAUGGACUCGAUUUUUCUAACCCUAGAUUGGGUUUGCUCUAAUUUCUAUCUGUGAUAGAAUUAAAUUUGUGGGUAUUUUGUUUUGAUGUUGAUUUCUAUUGAUUCACAACAUGAUGAAAAAAGGGAUUAAUUGGGUUUCUGAAAAUUGAAAACCCUAGAUUUUGGGGAUUUUAUAGGACGGAUUAACCAGGGUAAGAAUCUAUAUAUGAUGGGGGAAACUCUAUUGACAACCUUAUCGAUUGAGAACUACCAUCCUUCUACUGUGUUGUCCAUGGAUUCGAGCUCGUCAUCCCAUGAUGAAUCUGAGAGAGAUGUAAAUCGGUCAGUCCUUCAAUCGGGGCCACCCGAUAUCAAUCUCCCGUUGUCUGUGGAACUUAGUGUGCUCCCUCAAUUGUGGAAUGAUAGUUGUGAGAUUUUAGAUGUUGGGUUAGGCCCUCAAGUUACUGAGGCCGUGGCGAUUGUGAGUGUUCCUAAAGUGGGUAGGAAAUGCGCGAAACGCGUUGAUAGUAUAUGGGGUGCUUGGUUUUUUUUCAAUUACUAUUUCAAGCCUGUCAUGAAGGAGAGUUCCAAGUGUAAGAUCACUAGGGAUAGCAAUGGUUGGGGUGGUUUUGAGAAAUCUGACUUGAAACUCGAUGCUUUCUUAGUACAGCAUGAUAUGGAGAAUAUUUACAUGUGGGUGUUUAAAGGGAGGCCUGAGAAUGCGUUAGGAAAGAUGCAAUUGAGGAGUUUCAUGAACGGGCAUUCUAGGCAAGGUGAGCGCCCUUUCCCUUUUAGUGUUGAUCGAGGAUUCGUGAGGUCACAUAAAAUGCAAAGGAAACACUAUAGAGGCUUGUCUAACCCCCAGUGUGUUCACGGAAUUGAACUGGUUUCUUCACCUGAUCUUACGGGCUUAGAUGAAUGCGAGAAGAAGAGGUGGUUUGAGCUUACAGGUCGAGAUACAAAUUUCUUAAUACUUGAGGAAGCAAGUGAUUUUGGUUCUUGGAGAAAUCUCCCACCCAUGGAAUUUGAGCUGGAACGUCCUGCUCUUUCUUCUAAGGGUACUCAAAGAAAGGUGAUUCCUGAUACUGGUCUGAACUUUUCGUCCGUAUCUAAGAAUGGCCUCAGUAAUGGGGUGGAUCUUUCUCAUGUUGCUAAGAAACAAAGAAAAGACUUCUACUCUAAUGGCAACAUUGACAAUGAAUUUUUAAGAAUCAAUUCACAUUCUGAUAGUAUAUUGGAUGUAGAAUCUCAUCUGGUUGAACCAAUAUGGUCAAAUGAAUUUAGCGGGGUGAUGAAGAAUGUCUAUGGUCCAGUCACAGGUGCAAAAAGUAUAUAUGAGGAUGAAAAGGGGUUCUUGGUUAUUGUAAGUCUGCCCUUUGCUGAUUUCCAGAGGGUGAGAGUUACAUGGAAGAAUACUCCCACUCACGGAAUUGUGAAGGUGGCCUGUGUCAGCACAGCAUGCUCACCCUUGAUUAAGAGACAUGGUAGGACAUUCAAACUGACUGACCCGAUGCCAGAGCACUGCCCUCCUGGAGAGUUCCUUCGGGAAAUUUCCCUGCCUACAAGGAUUCCCGAUGAUGCCAAGCUUGAAGCCUAUUAUGAUGAAUCUGGAACCGGACUUGAGAUUAUGGUCCCGAAACAACUUGCAGUACUUGAAGAGCAUGAAGUCCAUGUUUGUCUUCGGCCCUCUCCUUGGGUUUGAUUGAAGUAGCUUUAUCUUGACAUGCAAGAAGCCUUAGUGUAAGAAUGUUUACAGAUGUUUACAGUGGAAUUAUCCCAUAUCAUUGAUUACUAACUGUACUCAUAUAAUGAAAAUUUCUUGGAGGUUACUUGUUUUUCUUUUAUAA